Messenger RNA from Plasmodium fragile, 1950 nucleotides. RefSeq lists its product as uncharacterized. The record is from RefSeq and is a predicted model, not a curated record. The coding region runs from base 1 to 1950 and encodes 649 amino acids. The transcript has a single exon. Lineage: Eukaryota; Apicomplexa; Aconoidasida; Haemosporida; Plasmodiidae.
AUGGAAAAGACGACAAAGAGGUCACGAGAGUCCCUAACAAUCUUACUGGACACUCGAUACAACAACAGGCAGAAGGAAAAGGAAAUAAAAUUAUUUGAAAAUAUAAAAACGGACAUUAGCAUUAUCAUCAGCGAGCAACUGAAGAAACGAUCGAAAACAGAGUUCGAAUUGAAUAAUAUAAAAAAAAAAUUUUCAUAUUUAAAAUGCAUGUCUGAAGAGUUGGAGAGACAGAUAAAGGAAGGGAACAAAGAGUUAAAAGUGGAAGAAGAGUUAAUUAAGAAUUAUUUUGAAUACACAACGACCAAUCUGAGUUACGUUUUUAUCAAAUACGAAAAUAUCAUUAGUGAUCUGAGUGAUCAGAAUGGAUACAUGAAUGUAAAAUUAAAAAAUAUAAAAGAAAAUGAGUUAACGACAUUUGACAGAGCGUAUGAAAUGCUGGUGGAGAAAACUAAUCAACUUACCUCUACAAAGGAAAAUAUCAUAAGCAUGCAAAAAGAAGUGCAAAGUUUGAAAAAAAAAUAUGAACAUGUUCAGGAAGAAAUAGAGAUAAAAAGGGAAGAAAAAAAUGAUGUGGAAAAUAAAUACAGGGAACUACUGUCUAGGAUAGAAGAAUAUAAAAAGGAAUUUGAAAUGAUAAAGGAAAAAUGUAACUCCCAAAUGAACGAAAAGAAACAAAGUUCGAUCGAUUUAAACAAAAUUGAGGAGCAAAUGGAAGAAAUGCAAAAGGAAAUCUCAAGUUUGUGCAAUGAAAAGAAGAUAAAAAAUGAUGAACUACAAGGAUUAAAGGACGAACAUGACAUAAUCUUAAACGACCUGUAUCGGUGUAACUCCCAUAUCAAUGACAAAUGCGACCUGCUAUGUGAGCAGAUAAACGGGUUAGAAAAUGAAGUAACUGCCAUGCAGGAGGAGAAAAAUGAACUCAGCGGAAGUUACAAGCAAUUGGAGAUAGGUCUGAGUAAUGUAUCCCACUAUUGUGAAGAAAGCAAAAGAGAAAACGAGCAGGAGUCUCUCCUCAUAAAAGAAUUAAGUGAUGAACUGAUCAAGAAGAAAACCAAUUUGAAGAAGACACAGGAAGAAUUUUCACAUAUAAGUGAGAAAUGCAAUGAGGUCAAAAAUGAAAAUGCAAAGGUACGAGAUAAUUAUGACCAUGUGAAUAGAAGGAUGGAGGCAGUGGCCAUAUCCAUGAAUCAAUGUCGUUGUACGCUGCAGGGACAUGAAACCGAAUUGGCACAGUUAGAGAAUGUAAAGUUGGAAAAUGAGAAAACGAAGGAAGAAAUUUUAAGUCUUAUGGAAAAAUCAGAAAAGUUACUCCUUGCGCAAAAAGAUUUUUUUUUUAAAUUGUCCAAAUUGUUGCAGCUAGUAAAUUUGUCCAACGAACAGCUAGCCAAUUUAAAACGCGAGGCGGAGGAUGGGUCAGAUAAUAAUGAUGUGGAGAAGACCUACGAAGAAUUAAAAACACACUUCACGAAGUUAUCAGCUGAUGUAUACGAACAAGAUGAGAUGCACAACUCACUCCAAAAAGAGAUAAACGAUACUGCUAAGAGGGUUACCGAACGGGAGGAAGAAAUUAAGACACUGGAAAAUGAGCAGGCUGAUUUGCACAAUCGGCUGGAGAUGGUCUCCCAAGACCUAAGCAAUAUGCAUUUAGAAGUGGCCAAGCAGCAAGGUACUUUGGAGGAUAAAAUGAAAGAGACGAAAAAUGCGCUCACACACAAGUAUGAUGAGUUGGUUGAAUCGAUCGCUUCCCAGAUUAAGAACAAGCAGGGUGAGCAUAAUAAUUUUGUUAAGCAGGGUGAAUUGGAAAAACUCGAAUUCGACUUUCAGUUGUUUCAGUCCGAGCUGACCGCCACCCUCGAGAAGGAGUGCGAACUGAAGAGGCGGCAGAUAGCCGAGAAGGACGCGCAGCUAAAGGGAUAUCAGGAGAGGUACACCUCGUUGAAGGGCAUCUGA